GUGGGACGUCCUGAUAGCGUGUGACUGGGCGCCUCUGUUUCGUCACACGCCGAAGAAAACUAUUUCAAAUCCCCCAUGUGUUUUUGUAGGUGGGGAAUGUUGUUACAGGAUAACUGGCUUAAGUGUGUUUAUAUCAUUUUAACAAACUGAAUCAUGCGAAGUAUAAGUGUUUAAAACACAAGAGUUAGCCAACGCAGCGCGGUUUUUAGGUAACGUUACUGGUCAGGGAAGUCUUGUUGGAUAGCAGUAUUGUGGUCUAAACGACUUUCCUCAACCCCCUUCACUGGAGCGCUGGCUAACAUUAGCAGGAUAGCCGCUGCCUCUUCCAUACUUCUGAAGAACAAGGGAAAAUCUGUUUAGGAGAUAUGGCGGAGACUAAAAUCAUUUAUCACAUCGACGAAGAGGAGACUCCGUACUUGGUGAAGAUUCCCAUCGGUGCUGAGAAAAUCACUUUGCUGGAUUUUAAACAGGUCUUGAACAAACCGAACUACAAGUUUUUUUUCAAGUCUAUGGACCAGGACUUCGGGGUUGUGAAGGAGGAGAUCUCAGAUGACAACGCCAAGCUACCCUGCUUCAAUGGCAGGGUUGUGUCCUGGCUGGUGUCCUCAGAUACCCCUGCAGCAGAGCCUCCAGCCCCUCCAGUAGAGGUCCAGCCUCAGCCCUCACCUCCCCCUCCUCCUCUGCCUCCACCUCCAGUUGAGAGGACAGGGGGCAUCGGAGACUCGAGACCCCCUUCCUUCCAUCCCAACACUGCAGGCAGUCUGGAGAGCCUAGAUGAUCAGACAGAGACCGAGUCAGUUGUGUCUUUCAGGAGAGAGAAACCUCGGCCCAGAGAGACCUUAGAGCCACGUGUGUUAGGGCCACGCAUGAAUGGUCAGCCACAUAUAGACAGACACCUGGAUGGAUAUGAGAGUGCGACCACAGUGAUGAGCAGUGAGCUGGAGACCACCAGCUUCUGUGAUUCAGAUGAUGAUGAUACAAUGAGCAGGUUCAGUAGCUCCACUGAGCAAAGCACAGCUUCUAGAUUGCUCAAACGGCAUCGCAGACGCAGAAAACAGCGCCCCAGGAUGGAGAGGGCUUCAUCUUUCAGCAGUGUAACCGAUUCAACCAUGUCCCUAAACAUUAUUACCGUCACUCUUAACAUGGAGAAAUAUAAUUUCUUAGGCAUCAGUAUCGUGGGUCAGAGUAAUGAGAGGGGAGAUGGAGGCAUCUAUAUCGGCUCUAUUAUGAAGGGAGGAGCUGUGGCUGCUGACGGUCGCAUUGAACCUGGAGACAUGCUGCUGCAGGUGAAUGACAUCAACUUUGAGAACAUGAGUAAUGAUGAUGCGGUCAAGGUACUACGUGAGAUUGUGCACAAACCUGGACCCAUCAUACUCACAGUAGCAAAAUGUUGGGACCCCGCUCCUCAAGGAUAUUUCACCUUGCCAUGCAAUGAGCCAAUCCGACCCAUUGAUCCUGCAGCCUGGAUCACCCAUUCUGCAGCUCUGACGGGGGCGUAUCCAUCCUACCCUAGCAGCACAAUCACCUCCAGUUCAUCUGUCACUGAAACCGAGCGCUUUGGUGAAUUUGAUCUGUCUUUGCGCUCUGAUAUGGCAUCAGUUGCUAAGGCCAUGGCAUCUCCAGAAUCCGGAUUGGAGGUCAGAGACAGAAUGUGGCUGAAGAUCACCAUUCCCAACGCUUUCCUGGGUUCCGAUGUUGUUGAGUGGUUGUACCAUCAUAUCGAUGGGUUUCAAGAUAGACGAGAAGCUCGGAAAUAUGCCAGUAACCUACUGAAGGCUGGUUUCAUCAGACACACCGUCAACAAGAUCACCUUCUCCGAACAGUGUUAUUACAUAUUUGGAGACUUUAGCAACUGUGAAAAUUACAUGGCCAAUCUUUCUCUUAACGAUAAUGAUGGCUCCAGUGGUGCUUCGGACCAAGAUACUUUGGCUCCUCUUCCGUUGUCAGGGGCAACACCAUGGCCCCUGCUCCAUUCUUUCCCAUACCAGUACCCUCACCCCUAUACCGCCCAACCACCUCCCUAUCAUGAGCUCUCCAGCUACAGCUAUGGCCCAGGCAGUGCAGGCAGCCAGCACAGUGAAGGCAGUCACAGCAGUGGCUCCACACGCAGUGAUGGAGAGAAGAGAAGGGGCAGUAAAAGUGUGGCGGGUAGUACGGCGGGCAGCAGCACACGUGGCGACAAAUCUCCCGGCGGGGGUGGGGCUGACUCGCGUUCUGGCAGCGGUAGCGAAUCAGACUAUUCUGUUCGCAGCAGUCUGAGGCGCGACCACGGCUCGGCAACGCCUAGUGAACAUAGUCGCUCAAGUCAACGCUCGCUUCAUCGCGCACCACCCACUCACCUUGCCCCGUACCCGCCCGGAAUCCCAAUCUCUUAUAACCCAAUGAUGGUAAUGAUGGUUCCCCAGCAUCCACACCCACAUUUAGCACUUGGAGCCCCGCACCCACAAACACCGACUUUGCCCCACCAUCCUGCCUUUCCACCCUCCAUGACCCCUGGGGGUCCCCCCGGAGCUCCGCCAACCCGAGACCUGGGCUCAGUCCCCCCUGAGCUCACUGCAUCCCGACAGUCUUUCCACUUGGCCAUGGGCAACCCCAGCGAGUUCUUUGUGGAUGUUAUGUGAAGGCAGUGAGGGGGAAAAUGGAAGUUUGUAUGCAUAUGUGAGUGAGUGAACGAGUGAUUGGAAAUCAUGUGAUACAGUAAAGCUCACAAUUGUGAAUGACAGUAUACGUGCAGCUCUCUAGAGUAAGUGUUUGUUUGUACCGGUAGGAACAGGGUUUGUGUAAGGAAAAUUAAGGUUAGGAAGUGUUGCACAGCACAGACUUCAAUAUAUCUACUUAGUCUUUGUGGUAGUAACUGCAACAGGGGGAGUAAAAAGAAUUGGCGUAUUCCUUUUCCAAGUUAUGUUUUUCCUUAAAUUUUUUUUUACAAAAUUGCCUUUGAUUUCGAUCUGUGAGGCCCCUCAUGACUGAAAAUAUUUCUGAUGGGAAAAACAGGUUCACUACAAGCAAGAACUGGCACUGUUGCACAUGGGUUUUAAAAUUAAGCUUACCUAUUGUAAAAACUGUGCAAGCCUUAAAAAAAACAACCUUAAAAAGGAUGCAGUUAGUUGUUUUAAAUAGUUAAUAAGAUUUGUAAAUGAAUUUCUCCAAAUACUCUUUUAAAGUGUACCAAGAAAUUCCAAAAGUUUUUCUUUCGUGUACUAUAAACUGUGUGGUUUAAAGGUAAGUCUUUGUACUGCUGAAUGAAACCAUGGUUUAUGAAAGGGUUCAUCACUUUUGGUGUUAGAAAACAUACAAAGACUUAAAAUUGUACACACAUAGGAAUAUUAACUAUAUACAAAGGUACUUCUCGGAAAGAAUGAGUUGUUUUUGUGAUUGUUGCUUUUUUCAUUCAGUUUUUUUCAUAAUCCUUUUGUUUUUAUAUAUUUACUGGCUAAAGUAUACAGGUGCUACAUAUACAGAUUUCGGAAGGAGUGAAGUGUUUUAAGUGUUAUAUUUUGGAUGUCAAAUACUACCACUUUUGCAUGUUUUCACUCAAAAUAAAUUUGUGAUAGAAUUAA
Paramisgurnus dabryanus is the source of this 3560-nucleotide messenger RNA. NCBI's taxonomy places the organism in Eukaryota, Metazoa, Chordata, Actinopteri, Cypriniformes, Cobitidae. The record is from RefSeq and is a predicted model, not a curated record.